CCUUAAGUAGUUUACCUGUCCCGUCCCGCUAUCUCGUGGAGAAACGUAUAUCCAGACAACGUUGUAGGAUAGACUACAUCCCGAGUCCAUCAUCUACCGGAAAAAAACUAAACUUUGAGACCGACCCUCCAAUCACUGAUCCUCCAAUCAUAGACGACCUUCCUGUCACCGACGACCUUCCCAAGAUGGCUGCCGACUCCGCCUCUGACGACAGCAAGUUCCUGCGACAGGACGACGACUUCAGGAACAGUGGUGUGGGGCAGGCUGAUUGGUCGGCCAAGAAGAUGGUGUGGAUCCCGUCAGAGAAGGAGGGGUUUGAGGCCGCCAGCAUCAAGGAGGAGAAGGGAGACGAUGUGCUGGUAGAGUUGGCUAACGGUAGGAAAGCGACAGUCAACAAGGAUGACAUCCAGAAGAUGAACCCUCCUAAGUUCAGUAAGGUGGAGGACAUGGCAGCUCUAACCUGUCUCAACGAGGCCUCUGUCCUCCACAACCUCAAAGAGAGGUACUUCUCCAGCCUCAUCUAUACGUAUUCAGGUCUGUUCUGUGUGGUGGUGAACCCCUAUAAGAUGCUUCCUAUCUACUCAGAGAAGAUCAUUCAGAUUUAUAAGGGGAAGAAACGCCACGAGGUUCCUCCUCAUAUCUACUCCAUCACUGAUAACGCUUACAGGAACAUGAUGCAAGAGCGUGAGGACCAGUCAAUUCUGUGCACAGGUGAGUCUGGUGCAGGGAAGACGGAGAACACGAAGAAGGUGAUCCAGUAUCUGGCGGUGGUGGCUUCCUCUCACAAGGGCAGCAAGAAGGACACUGGAGCUGAUGCACCAACAACACUAGUCAAGGUAUGACAACUCUUUCUGUGAUGUGGGCGAUGCAGACUAAUGUAACUUAACUGACUGUGUGGUAGAAACUACUGCUGGUCUGGUUGGUGGACUGCUUCCUCUUCAGUUUGUGGUGUGCUGCUUUGUGCUGCUGGUGGUUUAGACUUUAUGUCUUCUGCUGAAGAGGCAAAUCUCUCAGAAUCAAUACUGAUAGCCAAUGAGCUGCUAUGGACCCGCCCCCCUAGUUCUAUAUUCAAUACUGAUAGCAAAUGAGCCGUACUCUAAGUCCUGCUAUGGACCCGCCCCCCUAGUUCUAUAUUCAAUACUGAUAGCCCAAUGAGCCGUACUCUAAGUCCUGCUAUGGACCCGCCCCCCUAGUUCUAUAUUCAAUACUGAUAGCCAAUGAGCCGUACUCUAAGUCCUGCUAUGGACCCGCCCCCCUAGUUCUAUAUUCAAUACUGAUAGCCCAAUGAGCCGUACUCUAAGUCCUGCUAUGGACCCGCCCCCCUAGUUCUAUAUUCAAUACUGAUAGCCAAUGAGCCGUACUCUAAGUCCUGCUAUGGACCCGCCCCCCUAGUUCUAUAUUCAUAUUCUAUAUAUUCUAUAUGACCCUUACCCAAUCACAGAAGAAGACAGUUUAGGGUUCACAUAUCAGACACAACCUAUUCCCCGAGGAUAUUACAGAAGAACUGACUCAGGUUUGUAGAUAUUACAGAAGAACUGACUCAGGUUUGUAGAUAUUACAGAAGAACUGACUCAGGUUUGUAGAUAAUACAGAAGAACUGACUCAGGUUUGUAGAUAUUACAGAAGAAUUACAGAAGAAGAAGAGGAAUAAUUUAAUUUAAAAAAAUAGCUAGUGACAGUGAUGAAGAAGGAGACGAGAACAAUAGUUUGUUGUGUAUCAUAAAUAAUACGUUAUGCCAGGUUAUGAUACGUUAUGCCAGGUUAUGAUAUGAUAUGCCAGGUUAUGAUAAGUUAUGCCAGGUUAUAAUAAGUUAUGCCAGGUUAUGAUAAGUUAUGCCAGGUUAUAAUAUGUUAUGAUA
Molecule: messenger RNA, 1859 nt
Organism: Oncorhynchus masou masou (cherry salmon)
Lineage: Eukaryota; Metazoa; Chordata; Actinopteri; Salmoniformes; Salmonidae
Product: myosin-11-like
Exons: 7
Coding region: 186-842 (218 amino acids)
Biological process (GO): actomyosin structure organization
Cellular component (GO): myosin II complex; cytoplasm; myosin filament
Molecular function (GO): actin filament binding; microfilament motor activity; ATP binding
Source: RefSeq, a predicted model, not a curated record